AUGCAAUAAGUUUAGAUCCACAAUUAAGAUGAUGAUCCAACUUAACGCAAAUUGGAAAAGAAAUAAGGGUUUAUCUCUAAAUUAAAGAAGAUGCUUCUUGAUUAAAAGUUCAAGGAUAUCAUAUACGUUCUAGAAUCCAAUGAUGGAUUCAUAAUCCUGAAUCUCCAAAAAUUUAUUGAUCACGCAUUACCAGAAUAUUGUAAACAUAUUAACUACCAGAGUUUUAGAAGGUUAUGA
Paramecium tetraurelia is the source of this 237-nucleotide messenger RNA. RefSeq lists its product as uncharacterized. The record is from RefSeq and is a predicted model, not a curated record. Lineage: Eukaryota; Ciliophora; Oligohymenophorea; Peniculida; Parameciidae. Gene Ontology annotation, biological process: regulation of DNA-templated transcription. The transcript is spliced from 2 exons. Gene Ontology annotation, molecular function: DNA-binding transcription factor activity; sequence-specific DNA binding.